This is a messenger RNA of Sardina pilchardus (European sardine), 1179 nucleotides long. RefSeq names its product paraneoplastic antigen Ma1 homolog. The record is from RefSeq and is a predicted model, not a curated record. Bases 1 to 1179 code for a protein of 392 amino acids. Lineage: Eukaryota; Metazoa; Chordata; Actinopteri; Clupeiformes; Clupeidae. The transcript has a single exon.
AUGGAUAGUCAGAGUAGACACACAGCAUUAGUGAAAGAGCUCCAGGCAUGGUGCCGUGGAGAGGGAUUGGAUGAGGCUUAUUCCUUCAUGGUGCUUGUUCCAGAAGGACUAGAGAUCUCACAGAUUGAAGAAACCAUGGAAGUCAUCAAAGUGUUUGGUCGAGUGCGCGUUAGAGGGCGUGCAUUUAAUGAAAAGCUGAACCGUUUAACUGUUCUAUGUGAGUGCAAAGAGAAGGUAGAGCCUAGUAAGGUUCCCUCUGAAGUGUUGCCUAUUGGUGGAACAGCGAAGUGGAAGAUUGUUGUGGUGUCUGAUGGUCCUGUGUUGUCUGAGAGUUCUGGGCUGAGUGAGAAUGCUCCGAGCCCGCUCGAGAAUUUGCUAGGGAAUGUUGGAAAUGGUAGUUCGGCUGAGUCUAUUAUUCGUGCAGUGACUGACUUACUAGGAAAGAUGGAGAAACCGUCAGGUGAAAAUAGUAGUUAUCGUCGUUUGCGGCUUUUCUCUGGAACGUUGCCGACCCCAACUGGGGAAGAGUCAUUUGAGCAUUGGCUUGAGCAUGCACACCUUAUGGUAGAGGAAAGUGAUUGCUCUGCUAAGGAGAAGAGGCGGCGCAUAAUGGAGAGUCUUAAGGGUCCUGCAUUAGCGGUGGUAAAGGCUGUACGGACUGCUGACCGUGAUGUUAGUCCGGCUCAAUGUCUAGAGGCUAUCGAAAGUGCUUUUGGAUCUGCGGAGACAGGUGAAGACCUGUAUUUUGCUUUUCGGCUGCUACAACAGCAACCGAAGGAGAAACUGUCUGAUUACUUAAGGCGAUUAGAACUUUCUUUGACCAAAGUGGUUCGUCGCGGAGGUCUUCCCCUUGACGGUGCGAAUCGUGCUCGAGUCGAACAGCUGCUUAGAGGUGCUGUUCACUCAGACAUGAUGUUGGUUCAGCUUAAGCUUAGAGAACGGAAGGAAAGCCCACCAUCCUUUCUUGAGCUUUUGAGUGAGAUCCGCAAUGAAGAAGAGUAUGAGUCUUCCAGAAUGAAGCUGAAUUCAUCUGUGCAGCGAGUCCAUGCAAAUGCUGAUAUGGAUAGUAGACAGUUGGAUAUUCAGGCUUUGAAAUUAGAAAUGAAAGAACUUAAGUCCAUGUUUGCUUCUAUGGCCACCCAAUCUUGCCAAACAGUUGCAGAUAACAAUAGUUCAUAG